Messenger RNA from Cladophialophora immunda, 846 nucleotides. Its product is annotated as formyltetrahydrofolate deformylase. The transcript has 2 exons. Gene Ontology annotation, biological process: 'de novo' IMP biosynthetic process. NCBI's taxonomy places the organism in Eukaryota, Fungi, Ascomycota, Eurotiomycetes, Chaetothyriales, Herpotrichiellaceae. The record is from RefSeq and is a predicted model, not a curated record. The coding region runs from base 1 to 846 and encodes 281 amino acids. Gene Ontology annotation, molecular function: formyltetrahydrofolate deformylase activity.
AUGGCCAACGACCACAUUCUAACCCUGUCAUGUCCGGAUAAGCCGGGCAUAAUCCACGCUGUAACAGGUAUUUUUGCCAAGAACAACCUCAACAUCCUCGACUUGCAACAAUUCAGCGACCGGACUUCAGAGAAGUUCUUUAUGCGGGUCCAUUUUGGACCAGCCGACGACACCAAAUUCCUGAUACCCUCGUUCGAUGAGCUAGCAAGCGACAUCAAGAUGGACUACGAGCUCAGACCCGUGGCCGAGAAGCCCAAGGUUUUGAUCAUGGUCUCCAAGAUCGGCUACUGCUUGAACGACCUCCUGUUUCGCCAGAAGACUGGCCAAUUGGCCAUCGAGGUGCCAUUGAUUGUGUCGAAUCACCAGGAUUUUGAACCACUCGCCAAGAGUUAUAACAUUGCUUUCCAUCAUCUGCCGGUCACCAAGGACACCAAAGCCCAACAGGAAGCCCGCAUUCUGGAACUCAUUAAAGAGCACCACAUCGACUUGAUAGUCCUGGCGCGGUACAUGCAAGUCCUCUCACCAACCCUCUGUGAAGCCAUGUCGGGCAAAAUCAUCAACAUCCACCACAGCUUCUUACCUUCCUUCAAAGGUGCGAAGCCAUACCACCAGGCUUUUGACAGGGGCGUCAAAAUCAUCGGCGCCACGGCUCAUUUUGUGACGGCCGAUCUGGACGAAGGACCGAUCAUUGAGCAGAGGGUCACGAGGGUGGAUCACAGCAUGACGCCAAAGGAACUCGUCGACGAAGGGAGCAAUGUAGAGAGUCAGGUUUUAGCUGCGGCAGUCAAGUGGUGGUCAGAAAAACGAGUGUUUUUGAACGGGCACAAAACGGUGGUAUUCAACUGA